This is a messenger RNA of Xenia sp. Carnegie-2017, 745 nucleotides long. RefSeq names its product phosphopantothenoylcysteine decarboxylase subunit VHS3-like. Bases 93 to 476 code for a protein of 127 amino acids. The transcript has 5 exons. Lineage: Eukaryota; Metazoa; Cnidaria; Anthozoa; Malacalcyonacea; Xeniidae. The record is from RefSeq and is a predicted model, not a curated record.
GAUUUAGGAUAUUUCAAUUGUUGGUGAGUGAAUUCUUCGAUGCAUACUCUGCAAGUGACACGAUUUAACAAUCUUAAACAAAAUAUUUGAAGAUGCCAGCCAAUUUGAAGAUCAUGUUCGUUGAAAUAGUUUUUGUCAUUGCUGGAUAUUCAAUUGUUUCAAGUGUUCCUAUUGUAUCUGAGAAAAAUAUUUGCAAUGAAUGCGAACCUCUCAUUGAGGAUGGCAACACAGCAAGCUUUUCAGUCAUACUAAUGACAUCAAUGCCAACUCUGCACCAAAGCCGAAAACCAACGUCAAAAGCCGAAGAUGAUGACGAAGAUAAGGAUGACAAUGAAGAUAAGGAUGACAAUGAAGAUAAGGAUGACAAUGAAGAUAAGGAUGAUAAUGAAGAUGAUGAUGACAAUGAAGAUGAUGAUGAAAGCGAUGAUGACAGUAACGAGGAGAGUGACGGGAUAAUUGACAAGCAAAAAAAUUAGUAAUGCUGCCAAAAAAACUGUUAUAUCUUAGCAAUAGAGAAACGCUAAAGUUGUUUUAUAAAGUUUUGAUGUUUUGAAAACAAUGCUUGCAUGAGAAUUUUGUUUUUGUUAGAAGAAUUAUAUGAGAUUCACUUUCAUAGAAGCUGUCCUGCGCAGUAAACAGGAAAAAUAAGUUUUACAUAUUACAUUAAUUUAGCAUAGGCUUUUGAUAAAUCUAUAAAGUUCAUUGUCACAUAAAUUUGAAUACAGCAAGGUAAAAUGUUUAAAAA